Molecule: messenger RNA, 5345 nt
Organism: Sorex araneus (European shrew)
Lineage: Eukaryota; Metazoa; Chordata; Mammalia; Eulipotyphla; Soricidae
Product: protocadherin beta-6-like
Exons: 1
Coding region: 513-2897 (794 amino acids)
Biological process (GO): homophilic cell-cell adhesion
Cellular component (GO): plasma membrane
Molecular function (GO): calcium ion binding
Source: RefSeq, a predicted model, not a curated record
ACACAAAAGUAUAAAAGCAUGAAAGUACACAUCUCAAGAGGGGAGAUGCGGGCGACACAUGUGCUCGGGCGACACAUGUGCUUGGCCAUGCGGGCACAAGCAGCACAUGGGCUCAGGCAGCAUAUGCGCCUCCAAAAUAAUUCUUUUGUGGUCCACACACUGCAGUUUAAGAGACACAAAUGUGAUCUAAAAGUCUUUAUAAGUUAGACUGCAAAUAAUUUUGAACAGUCUCAUGAAGUUACUCAUAUGAACGCAUGGUGGCAGUGUAGGCUAAGAGAGUGAAUGAAAAUUGGGUGGACUCCAUUUCCCUGAGAACCCUUGGAACAAUACAAAACACAUUUACCGCUGAAGCUCAGCUCAGCUCAGCAAGGCAGUCAUAGCAGGACAAGGCACUACAGUGAACUGGAAUUUCACUAAAAAAGGACAUAUCGACAUAUCGGAGGAUCUAUGCUGGACUUUGUGACCGAGUGUGGAAAAGGAUUUUUCUCCUGGAUUCAGGCAUAACAACAGAGAUGGCACCGACAAAAGCAUACUGCGUGAAAUGGCAAGUGGUGACCUUCAUUUUGUUGAUGCUUUGGUGGGAGGCAGAUUCAGAACCGAUUCAGUAUUCUGUAUUGGAGGAAACAGAAAGUGGCACGUUUGUGGCCAACUUGACAAAGGAUCUGGGACUCAGGAAGGGAGAACUGGCUGCACGGGGUGCCCGGGUUGUUUUCAAGGGGAACAGACAGCCUUUGCGGCUUAACCCACAAACCUAUGAUUUACUGUUAAAUGAGAAGCUGGAUCGUGAGGAGCUGUGUGGCUCCACAGACCCGUGUGUGCUACCCUUUCAGGUGUUGCUGGAAAAUCCCUUGCAGUUUUUUCAAGCUGCCUUGAAAAUUCAAGAUAUAAAUGAUCAUGCCCCAGAGUUCCCCACCAGAAAAAUGGUACUGAAAAUAUCAGAAAUUGCCUCACCUGGAAAAGUAUUUCCCUUGAAAAUGGCACAAGAUUUAGACACCGGCAGCAACAGCCUCCAGAGCUACAGAAUCAGCUCCAAUCUUCACUUCCACGUUUUUACCCAUCAUCGAAGUGAUGGUAGGAAACUCCCAGAACUGGUGCUGGAUAAGGCAUUGGACCGUGAGGAACAGUCCGAGCUCAGGCUAAUCCUAACAGCUCUAGAUGGUGGGUCUCCACCCAAGUCAGGGACCACAGAGAUUCAGAUUCUGGUACUGGACUACAACGACAAUGUCCCAGAGUUUGCACAGGAGCUUUAUGAGGCUCAGAUCCCUGAAAACACCCUUGCUGGCUCUCUGGUAAUCAAAGUCUCCGCGAAAGAUUUAGAUGCAGGACAUUUUGGGGAGAUCUCAUAUGCUCUAUUUCAAGCUGAUGGUGUUAAUCAACCCUUUGAAAUAAACCCAGUUACAGGAGAAAUCCGACUGAUGAGAAUGUUAGAUUUUGAAGAAUUUCAAUCUUAUCAUGUGGAUGUUGAGGCCACAGAUGGAGGAGGACUAUCAGGAAAAAGCUCUGUUCUCAUUAAGGUACUGGAUGUGAAUGACAAUGCCCCAGAAUUAACCAUGUCGUCUCUCAUCAGCCCCAUCCCUGAAAACGUGCCAGAGACUAUGGUGGCAGUGUUCAGUGUAUCAGAUGCAGAUUCUGGACAAAACCAACAAGUUAUUUGUUCUAUAGAUGAUAAUAUUCCCUUUCUUCUAAGACCCUCCGUGGAGAAUUUCUACACCUUGGUCACAGAAGGAGCACUGGAUCGAGAGAGCCAGGCGGAGUACAACAUCACCAUCACAGUGACAGACAUGGGCACCCCCAGGCUGCAAACACAGCACACCAUCACAGUGCUGGUGUCAGACGUGAACGACAACGCCCCUGCCUUCAGCCAGCCCUCCUACACCCUGCUGGUGGGCGAGAACAACAGCCCCGCCCUGCACAUUGGCAGCGUGAGCGCCACCGACCCCGACGAGGGCAGCAACGCCCAGGUCACCUACUCGCUGCUGCCGCCCCAAGACCCGCAGCUGCCGCUCGCCUCGCUGGUGUCCAUCAACGCCGACAACGGGCAGCUGUUCGCGCUGCGCUCGCUGGACUUCGAGGCCGUGCGCGCCUUCGAGUUCGGCGUGGGCGCGUGGGACCGCGGCUCGCCCGCGCUCGGCAGCCAGGCGCGCGUGCGCGUGCUGGUGCUGGACCGCAACGACAACGCGCCCUUCGUGCUGUACCCGCUGCAGAACGCGUCGGCGCCCUGCAGCGAGCUGGUGCCCAGGGCGGCAGAGGCGGGCUACCUGGUGACCAAGGUGGUGGCGGUGGACGGCGACUCGGGCCAGAACGCCUGGCUGUCGUUCCAGCUGCUCAAGGCCACGGAGCCCGGGCUCUUCAGCGUGUGGGCGCACAAUGGCGAGGUGCGCACUGCGCGGCCGCUCAGCGAGCGCGACGCGCCCAAGCACAGGCUGCUGGUGCUGGUCAAGGACAAUGGCGAGCCGCCGCUGUCGGCCAGCGUCACGCUGCACGUGCUGCUGGUGGACGGCUUCUCGCAGCCCUUCCUGCCGCUGCCCGACGCGCCUGCCGACGCGCCUGCGGACGACCGCCUCACCGUCUACCUGGUGGUGGCCUUGUCCUGCGUGUCGUCGCUCUUCCUCUUCUCCGUGCUGGCCUUCGUGGCCGUGCGCCUGUGCAGGCGGCCUGGCCCUCCCGCGGGGGGCCCCUACCCGCUGCCCGACGCGCACUUCCCUGGACACCUGCUGGAUGUCAGUGGCGCUGGGACCCUGUCGCACAGCUACCAGUAUGAGGUGUGUCUGGCGGGGGGCGCUGGCACCAAUGAGUUCAAGUUUCUCAAGCCCAUUCUGCCCACCUUCCCGCUGCAGGACACUGGCGAAGUAGCAGAGGAAAACCCCACCUUUAGGAAUAGCUUCCCAUUCAGUUAAGUAUUGUAUUAUCUUACUAAACUGUAUUGUGUUUUGAUCUCUCUCUCUCUCUCUCUCUCUCUCUCUCUCUCUCUUGUUUUUUUUUUCUGGCUACACCCUGCUGUGUGCUGUGCUGAGGACUUUGUCCUGGUUCUUUUCUUAAUGAAUAUAGGCUGCGUGGAAAGCUGGAGCCCUACCUGCUAUUCGGAUAUCUCCUGAAUAUCUUAUAUACUAAAGCUACAUGAAUCAAUUAGCUUUAUAGGUCUAUUUUUAAUUCUAUCACCACUGCUUCUUAAGAGUGAAACAAUACAAAAUCAAGCCUGGGUAUAUUUUCCAAUAUUUUGCUGGUAGUUUUAAAAUGUUUGUCUCCCAAAACACUGACAAUCUGAAUAAAAACUAAGUUUUAUUUGAGAAAUUAAACAUUUUAGACUUUUAAAAAUGGGAAUUGUUCUAUAGAACAAUGGGUAGGGUGCUUGCAUUGUCUGAGACAGACCCAGGUUCAAUGUUCUAAAUUCCAUAAGGUCCCUUCUGCCCCACCAGGAGUAAUUUAUGGGCACAUAGCCAGGAGUCACCCCUGAGAAUACCAGGUGUGACCCAGAAGCAAAAAAGUUUAAAGAAGUUUAAUCAUGUAUUCUUUUUACAAAAUUGUUGGAUUAUAUUAUGUAAGGACUUAAUUUAUUAAGGAUAUAUUUCAAAAUGAAUUUGUAUUUCAAGCUUUUGAUUACAACCUUCAUCAUCACAUUUUCUUUUUAGGGAAAUUAUCAGAAUAUUAGUGAUGCUGUUUAGAAGUCCAAUGCACUAUCCAUUGCGCAACAGAGCCACCUUAGUGAUGCUAUUUAAUCUGCAAAUUUCAAUUGCGUGUUUGAGGAACUCCUUCAAUCUUAAAAACCUGGAGAUGAACAGUAAUUGUAUCUAAGUGCUAAGAAAGCUUUUCUAUUAAUGUGUAUUUCAGUAUGCCAUAGGAGAAAAUACUUUCAAUGAUAUAUAUUUGACAAAUGUAGGACAUUUAGUUUGUGAGUUUUCAUAAGAAUGUCAAAUGAGGGCCAGAAAAAAUAGUACAUGAGAGUACAGAGGUUAAGGUUCUUGCUCUGCAUGUUGCAGUGCCAGGUUCAAUCUCUGGCACCAUCAGGAGUGAUCUCUGAAUACAGAUCCAGGAGUAAUUUCUGAGCACCACGAGUUAUGCCCUCCCCACAAAGUCAAUAAUAUUUAGUUAGUGAUCAACAUUCAAAUAGUUAAAAAUAAGUUUCAAAGAAUACAGAAAUGCUAAUAUACUUUCUGCAAUCUAUUACCAUUGCCAAAAAAGAGAAAUGAUUCAACAUCACUCUUUUAUUGUCCUUCUUGACAAAAACAAACCACAUCAGGGAUGUAGCUUAGUGGUAGAACACAUAUACUUUGCUUUUAGGUUUUAUGUGUAUGAAGCCCUGGGCUCAGUCCCUGGUGCCUCCCACCAUGAUAUAUAAAAAAAUGAAACAACAGAAAAGCACUUUCCACUGACUUUAAACUAUGUGACAGCAUACAACGUGCUUUUAUCUCCUUACCUUUGCCUAAUAAUUUGAAAGUUAAAAGGUAUUGUUUAAUCCAACCCCAUCAAAAAAAUGGGGCGAAGAAAUGAACAGAAACUUUACCAAGGAAGAAAUACGAAUGGCCAAAAGGCACAUGAAAAAGUGCUCUACAUCACUAAUCAUCAGAGAGAUUCAGAUCAAAACAACCAUGAGAUACCAACUCACACCACAGAGACUAGCACACAUCCAAAAGAACAAAAGCAACCACUGUUGGAGAGGAUGUGGGGAGAAAGGGACCCUUCUACACUGCUGGUGGGAAUGAAUGCCAACUGGUUCAGCCCUUCUGGAAAACAAUAUGGACGAUUCUCAAAAAAUUAGAUAUUGAGCUCCCAUUUGACCCAGCAAUACCACUGCUGGGAACAUAUUCCAGAGAGGCAAAAAAGUAUAAUUGAAAUGACAUCUACACAUGUAUGUUCAUCGCAGCACUGUUUACAAUAGCCAGAAUCUGGAAAAAAACCCGAAUGCCCUAAAACGGAUGACUGGCUGAGGAAACUUUGGUACAUCUAUACAAUGGAAUACUAUGCAGCUGUUAGAAAAAAGGAGGUCAUGAAUUUUGUAUUUAAGUGGUUCAGCAUGAAAAGUUUCAUGCUGAGUGAAAUGAGUCAGAAAGAGAGAGACAGAUGUAGAAAGAUUGCACACAUCUAUGGUAUAUAGAAUAACAGAGUGGGAGAGUAACACCCAAGAAUUGUAGAAAUAAGUACCAGGAGGUUGACUCCAUGGCUUGGAGGCUGGCCUCACAUUCUGGGGAAAGGGCAACUCAGAGAAGGGAUCACCAACUAUAAUGCAGUCAAAGGCCAUGUGGGGGAAGGGAGUUGCGGGCUGAAUGAGGGCUAGAGACUGAGCACAGUGGCCACUCAACACCUUUAUUGCAAACCACAACAGCUAAUUAGAGAGAGAACAGAAGGGA